This is a messenger RNA of [Candida] anglica, 1995 nucleotides long. Lineage: Eukaryota; Fungi; Ascomycota; Pichiomycetes; Serinales; Debaryomycetaceae. The record is from the annotation of a GenBank genome assembly.
AUGCCAAUACUUAGGAAAAUACAAAAGCCACGAAGGAUUGGUGUACUAUUACUAAUUUCGUCAUUUAUUACAGGAUUAUAUUGGAUAUUAUCAGUUAGCUCUCGGCCUCAUAUAUUUGGUGAUCUUGUACAACAUGGUUAUACCAUAUCUGAAUAUGCACAUGAUGUAAAUAAUCGAUUUAUGAUAAUUCAAAAGCACUUUGGAAGUCAUCUUGCUCCAAAGGAUGAGAACAUCAAUAUAUUUUGGAGGUUUUUAAAUCUGGAGGGAUCUGAAAGGGUUAAUUAUGACGUUCAUUUCGUCGACGGAUAUGAUUAUGAUGAUAUGUUGAAGGCUCAAAAAACGCUUAUUGGGGAUAGAAUGAAGUAUUCUGAUCUGGAUCGAUUGAAAAUGGAAACCAAUUUCUGUAAGGAAUUCCAAACAUUUCUUGCAAAUCUCCUCAAAUCAAUUCAAGAAUGUAAACCAAGAAUAGAUCUGAUAAAUAAUAAUGAACAUUACCCAAACCAGGAGAAUUCGAAAUAUCCUACUAGAGAAGGACGUGCGCCUCUUUAUGGUGGGCAUUUGAGAGAGAAUUAUUUACAAGAGCCAGUUAGAACUGAGGAGAUGCUUAGCUCCUAUUUGCAUUUAACAGAGGAAGAAUUGAACUCAUUAAAAAGUUCACAUGAUUCCUUUUUGUCAAUAAUGCCACAAGAAUUCCCUCAAGAAUUGUUUAAUAAUAGUUUGCAUAACAAUUUCAUGAAGGGUGAUGGAAUUAUGUACUUGGGAGGUGGUAGAUAUAAUCAAUUAGUAUUGCUAUCUUUGAAGACAUUAAGAGACCUGGGUUCAGAAUUACCGGUGGAAGUUAUCCUCCCUCAAAGGUCCGAUUAUGACAUUGGUUUCUGUCAAAAUAUACUACCAUCGUUUAAUGCAGAAUGUAAAGUGAUGACUGAUUAUCUUCCAUUAGAAUAUGUUGAUAAAAUUGCAGGAUAUCAAUUGAAGAAUGUUGCUUUGAUCAUAUCGUCAUUUGAAAGAGUUUUGUACUUGGAUGCAGAUAAUUUGCCUAUCAAGAACCCUGAUGUAUUUUUUUCAAAUCCACCAUUUUCGAGUCAAGAGAUGGUUAUAUGGCCAGAUUUAUGGAGAAGAUCAACCUCUCCCUAUUUCUACAAAAUUGCAGGUAUUCAUGUCGAUCCUAAAAACAAAACACGAAAUAGUUACUUUCAUGACGAUCCCAAGGGGAAAUCGGAUUUAACCUUCUCUUAUCAUGAUUGUGAAGGUGCUAUUCCAGAAGCAUCAUCAGAAACUGGUCAAAUCUUGAUUAAUAAAAAAGUUCAUUUCCGGACUUUGGUCCUAUCGAUGUUUUACAAUUAUUUUGGGCCAGAAUAUUAUUACCCAUUAUUGUCACAGGGGGCAGCCGGCGAAGGUGAUAAGGAAACUUUCAUAGCGGCUGCACAUAAGCUCAAGCUUCCGUAUUACCAAGUUCAGGAAUUUACAAGGGAAUUUGGACCUCCUUCAAAAAACUCAAAUCAGCAUCAAUUCUUUGCUAUGGGUCAGUACGAUCCCAUAGUUGAUUUCAUUCAAAAAGAAAAUAUUAAAGACAAAGGAAUUCGAGGAAGCAGUACAAUGAAUCAUUAUAGUGAUUCAGAACCCGUCCUAGCUACUAAUGAGUAUGAUUUGGGGAAGAGUAAUUACAAAUACCAUUUGUUUAAAUCUUCACAGUUAUUUUUUUUGCAUGCCAAUUGGCCAAAACUAAACCCUGAAGAAUUGUUUCUCUCGAAUGCGUAUGGAAGAGGACCAAUUCAAGAUGGAAUUAGAAUUCGCUUAUAUCAAAAUGAUGUAAUCAAAGAAUUAAAUGGAUACGAUUUUGAAUUGCAAAUAAUGGAGAAUCUACAUUGGCUUUAUUGUGAACAUGAUUUAGAUUUAAAUGGUCUUGCACCUCCAAACCUGCCUAAACGUCAAGAAAUAUGCAUUCAAAUCCAAAACGAAGUACAGUUUCUAUCAAAAGAUAAUUUCCGAUCAUAA